This is a messenger RNA of Ceratitis capitata (Mediterranean fruit fly), 855 nucleotides long. RefSeq names its product glutathione S-transferase 1-1. NCBI's taxonomy places the organism in Eukaryota, Metazoa, Arthropoda, Insecta, Diptera, Tephritidae. Gene Ontology annotation, biological process: glutathione metabolic process. Gene Ontology annotation, molecular function: glutathione transferase activity. Bases 114 to 734 code for a protein of 206 amino acids. The record is from RefSeq and is a predicted model, not a curated record. The transcript has 2 exons.
AUUUGCGCUUUAAAUAGACAACAGUUUCGCAAGGCAUAUUCAGUUCUUUAGCCUUUGGCAGAGUGUAAAGAAUUAGCUUGACAGAUAUUUGUUCUAUUGAAUUAAUUGGUGCAAUGGAUUUUUAUUUUCAUAUUGUAUCAGCGCCCUGCCGUUCCAUUUUAAUGCUUGCCAAAGCAUUGGGAAUUGAACUCAACCGCAAAACGUUGAACUUGGAGGUGGGCGAACACCUGACGCCGCAAUUUUUAAAAUUAAAUCCACAACACACCAUACCCACUUUGGUCGACAACGGUUUCUCGGUAUGGGAAUCGCGUGCUAUACUCAUUUACUUGGCCGAGAAGUACGGCAAAGAUGAUUCGCUAUACCCAAAGUGCCCACAGAAGAGAGCUCUUAUCAAUCAGCGUAUGUUCUUCGAUUUAAACUUAUAUUCUUCCUUUGCUGAGUACUACUAUCCCAUCGCUAGAGAUAAGCAGCCACCUGUGCCAGAGAAUUUGACCAAACUCGAGGGACAACUAGAAUUUUUGAAUACUUUCUUGGAGGGACAAACUUAUGUGGCGAAUGAUAGUUUGUCUCUCGCUGAUUUCACAUUGCUCGCCUCUGUCUCUUCCUUUGCGGCAUGUGACAUUGAUGUAGGCAAAUUCCCAAAUAUUGUCAGAUGGCUCGAGCACUGCAACAAAACAAUACCCGGUGCAGAUGAAAACAAAGAGGGUUGUGAGUUGUUCAAGAAAUACUGGUAAAUAUUGUAAAUGGAAUGUUUUAAUUUCAUAAAAUUAUCAAUUAUGUAUAUGAAGAAACACAUAUAAUAUAUAUAAUAAAUUUUAUAAAUAAAUCUCACUAUAUUGAAAAAAUAGCAGUGUA